Messenger RNA from Rhodamnia argentea, 663 nucleotides. RefSeq names its product transcription factor IBH1-like. The record is from RefSeq and is a predicted model, not a curated record. Bases 97 to 369 code for a protein of 90 amino acids. NCBI's taxonomy places the organism in Eukaryota, Viridiplantae, Streptophyta, Magnoliopsida, Myrtales, Myrtaceae. The transcript has a single exon. Gene Ontology annotation, biological process: regulation of DNA-templated transcription.
CUCCACAUUUAAAGCUCUCUCUCAUCUCUCGUUCGCUCCACACCCCCCCCUUCUUUUGCGUUUUCCUCUCCCCUCUUUUUGUCUCUGCAGGUGAGAAUGUCCACCAGAUGCAAAACGUUCUCGAGCCAGCCCAAGCCGUUGCGCAAGCGAAGACCCGCGAGACGAGCACCGCCGCUGCCGCCAUCGGCGUCAUUGAUCGCUCGUGAUUUGACGGUCCUGAUGAAGGUGAAGAAGCUGCAGAAGCUGAUCCCAGGAGGCCGAGGGCUGCAGCCGGAUCGCCUGCUCUCGAGAACAGCCGACUACAUCCUGCACUUGAGGUCUCAAGUCGAUGUUUUGCAAGCUCUUUCCAAGAUUUACGGUCAUAAAUAAACCCAUUAUGAUGUGCAUUGUACAUCCCCCAUUUCAGCAUAGUCAGCUGUUUAUGGUACUGGUGUUGCUUUUUCCUCACCCAUGUUCAAGGGGAUAUAUAUAUAGUUAUAUGACAUAAAAAGUGGUCCAUCUUUUACAAGAACUUGGAUACUCUCUCCCUUUUCUUUUUAAUUUGCGCAAAUGUAAGUUGUUCAUUCAAUCACCAAUUAUAUACUAUCUGGUUGCAAUGUCUUCUGGCUAUAUACUCUUAUUAGAAUUGAUUUUGAAUAUGCACUUUCUUCAAAUUUAUGUUCC